CGCGCGACAACAGUGUUGACAACACACGCAGAGGGAAACACGGGCAAAGAGAGUCGAGAGGAGCUGAAGUCACUACAUCUGCUCCUGAACUCCUGUGUCCCAUCAUGGCUCUGUCAGGAUCUCAAUCCCCGGAUGAUGCUUUGCACGGCUCUUGGGUGGAGCUGGAGGGUCUGGUGGCUCCUGCAGGUCAAACAGAAGCGCAGGACACCACCGCCUCCCUCCUGCAGGGGGAGCUGGAGAGGAUUCUGCUGGAAGCUCAGCUGGAGUGUGAGAGGAGCAGUCAAACAGAAAGUCCUCCGCAAGUCGUGACCCCGAGAACAUCUGGAUCUCCCAAACCAGCCAGUGAGGGCAGCAGCAGCACAGAUUGUGUGACUAUACAGUCGGAUGAGAAUGACAGGCGAGUGAGUGCUGAGUGGGUGUGGGAUUGGUCCAGUCGGCCAGAAAACCUCCCGCCCAAGGAGUUUGUGUUUCAUCACCCAAAGCAGUCUGGCUCUCUGAGCGUGAGGAAGACUGAGGUGAUGAAGAGGGGUUUGUUUUCUUCAGAUGUGCUCCUCAUCCUCCUGCCCUCUCUGCUCGCCUCACAUGCUCUGACGCUGGGCCUGGGAAUAUACAUAGGGAAACGGCUGGCAUCCUCCUCCACCAGCACACUGUGACAUGUGACAUUUGUGAGCUCACCGAUUGGCUGAAGCAGCUGCCAUUAGCACUGCAGUCCAAUCACGCCUCUCUUCUUCUCCCGUGAUGGGCAACAGCUUCUUCUGUCUCCGUUUAUGUCUGUCCUGUUUCACCACAAAGCUCUCUUUCUCUGUCUCCGUGUAUUUAAAGGGGUUAUAUCAUAUGAAAUCAAAUUGUCCUUGAUAUUUUCUCGAUAAAAGAGUCUGAUGUUCCAUGAAAGUAUACAUUUGAGAACUCAAAACUUUCUUACAAAAAGGGGUAUUUAUUGAAAAUAAGCCAUAAGAACUAAUUCGGAACUCCUCUGAAGACGUGCAUUUAAGAUUUAUGUAUUCGAUCUAUUGGAUACAUAAUGGAGGUAUUAUGUAUUGGAUUUUUGUCCAAACUGUGUAACCCAAGUGAAUGGAAAUUUUAUAUGCAAUUCAAAUGCAAAAUAUUAUAUACUUAAAAAAUUAGGCCUAAAUAUUUUUGAUGUCAGACGGAUUAAUAUGUUAUUGACCGAAAGAGUCAAAAUGGGUAAAAAAAAAAUAAAAAUAAAUGUUAUCAAAAAGAAAUUUAGGAUUGCUAUUUCUGCACAAAAUUAUAAGUGGAGCUCAGGGAAAACUUUACGUAUGGUAUGACCCCUUUAACCCCAUGAAAGUGUCUUUUUAAGACUAAACUGUCCAUCUAAAUCUUUUUGUAGUUGUUUAGUCCACUAAGGCCUGUGUCCACAAGUGUGUCAGGUCAGUACAAUUACUACAGGGAGCACAGAAACAAAUGUUAUUUUACAUCUAAAUCAAAUGCAAGACAUACAUUCAGUUUGAGACAUGAGUUUAGUCAUGGAUAGUGUAUGACUGAAUCGUUUCGUGUUUGUGUGGAGCAAAAUAAUGUGCAAAAUCACAUAUUGCAGUAACGUGUUUGAGAUAUAGAUCCAUUCCAUGUUGUAAUGUGAAGUUAACUGAAGAUAAGCAGGUCAAAUUAAUCUUGUUUGUAAAAACUCGACCACAAUAAAUGUCACUCUUACCACCUUC
This is a messenger RNA of Carassius auratus (goldfish), 1679 nucleotides long. RefSeq names its product BCL2/adenovirus E1B 19 kDa protein-interacting protein 3. Lineage: Eukaryota; Metazoa; Chordata; Actinopteri; Cypriniformes; Cyprinidae. Gene Ontology annotation, biological process: mitochondrial outer membrane permeabilization; positive regulation of apoptotic process; defense response to virus. The record is from RefSeq and is a predicted model, not a curated record. The transcript is spliced from 6 exons. The coding region runs from base 105 to 653 and encodes 182 amino acids. Gene Ontology annotation, cellular component: nuclear envelope; mitochondrial outer membrane; nucleus.